AUGAGCCGCCAGCUGCACCACUACCCCGGCGGGGAGCGCCUGGGCUUCAGCGGCUGCUCAGCCAUCAUCUCCAGCAGGGUCAGCAGCAGCUCGGCCUCCUUCCGCGCCGGCGUCAAGAGCACCGCGGUGCGGUUCCUGGAGCAGCAGAACCAGGUGCUGGAGACCAAGUGGAGCCUGCUGCAGCAGCUGGACCUGAGCAACUGCAGGAAGAGCCUGGAGCCCAUCUACGAGGGCUUCAUCGGCAGCCUGCGCAAGCGGCUGGAGGCGCUGUCGGGGGACCGGGUGCGGCUGGACUCGGAGCUGCGGAACAUGCAGGACCUGGUGGAGGACUACAAGAAGAGGUACGAAGUGGAGAUCAACAGGCGCACAGCUGCGGAGAACGAGUUCGUGGUGCUCAAGAAGGACGUGGACGCGGCCUACAUGAACAAGGUGGAGCUCCAGGUCAAGGUGGACUCCUUGACAGACCAGAUCAAAUUCUUCAAGUGCCUGUAUGAAGGGGAGAUCGCUCAGCUCCAGUCCCACAUCAGCGACACGUCUGUCAUCCUGUCCAUGGACAACAACCGGGACCUGGACCUGGACGGCAUCAUCGCCGAGGUCCGCGCCCAGUACGAGGACAUCGCCCUGAAGAGCAAGGCCGAGGCCGAGGCGCUGUACCAGAGCAAGAUCCAGGAGCUGCAGCUCACCGCCGGCCGCCACGGGGAUGACCUCAAACUCACCAAGGCGGAGAUCUCGGAGCUCAACCGGCUCAUCCAGAGGGUCCGCUCAGAGACCGGGAAUGUGAAGAAGCAGUGCUCCAGCCUGGAGACGGCCAUCGCCGACGCCGAGCAGCGGGGGGACUGUGCCCUGAAGGACGCCCGGGCCAAGCUGGACGGGCUGGAGGCCGCCCUGCACCUGAGCAAGGAGGAGCUGGGCCGGAUGCUGAGGGAGCAUCAGGAGCUGAUGAGCGUGAAGCUGGCCCUGGACAUGGAGAUCGCCACCUACCGCAAGCUGCUGGAGGGCGAGGAGAGCAGGAUGGCCGGUGAAUAUCCAAAUUCCGUCAGCAUCUCCGUCGUCAGCAACACCAGCGCGGGCCCGGGAGGGGCUGGCUUCAGCGUGGGCUUUGGCGCCUCGAGCGGCUACAGCUGCAAGCCCGCGGUGGCGGCGGAAGUCAAGGCCAAAGGCAGCUGCGGCAGCGAGCUCAAGGAGACCCUCGCCAAAGCCUCGGGCCCCAGCUGCGGGGCCAGAAAGGCCUCCCGGUGA
This is a messenger RNA of Condylura cristata (star-nosed mole), 1239 nucleotides long. RefSeq names its product keratin, type II cytoskeletal 72. Bases 1 to 1239 code for a protein of 412 amino acids. The transcript has 9 exons. Gene Ontology annotation, biological process: intermediate filament organization; keratinization. The record is from RefSeq and is a predicted model, not a curated record. Gene Ontology annotation, molecular function: structural constituent of skin epidermis. Gene Ontology annotation, cellular component: keratin filament. Lineage: Eukaryota; Metazoa; Chordata; Mammalia; Eulipotyphla; Talpidae.